AUGAAAUCCGAUUGUUCAUGUCGUUUAUUGACCUCACUUUAUUUAAUCAUCGUUUUACUUUACAAUUUCCUCAAUGGUGAAUACAUCUGUGAACAUCCUGAAGUAGAGAAGUACAACAAAGUCAUUUAUGAAAACACUUCAUAUCGUGAUUCUCUUCAUUAUAAUUAUUUACAAAGAAUAAGACUUAAUCAACCUCAUCCAGUUGUGGAUGGCGGUUUCACCAAAACUAAUCUUUCUGAUCUUGAAAAAGUUGAACAGAAAUUCCCAUUUAAAUAUUAUGAUAGUCUAAUCAAACAUUUUAAUAUUCAUUCUAAUGGUUUAAUAAGUGUAUUCAAAGAUCGGUACUUUGGAUUGAUUGCAAAUUAUUUAUCAGACACUCCACCUUUUGAAUUCGAAGUUUUGGAUACGAAGGACUUAUUCGCAAUCAAAAUGUCUUUUAAGAUAACAGUUAAUAGUAAAAGUUUUACAAGCAAGACAACUUAUCUGAUAUAUCCAAAUGGGAGGAUAUCAUUUUAUUAUGAGAACAUUCCUACAAAAUUUGACGAAACUAAAUGGAAAUCGAAAAUGGCUGCUAUAUUUCAAUGUGAAAAACGUCAUAUAGAACAUGAAAUCCUUGUUCCUGUUGAAUGGAUCAAAAGUGGCACGUUAGUGGAUUUUGAAGCCGUCGGGAAUAUUUGUCCAAAAAACGAAACGAAAAAAGCAUGCGAAAAAGCAAAACCGUCGGAUAUAGCAUGUAUUUGGUGUGAAAGAAUUAACAUAUGCAUAGAUAGUAAUGAUAAGGAAACUCAUAACAUGAAAGUAAAUGAUUGCCGUAUUCCGACUUUAAUAACCAAAGUAGUGAAAGUGGAAAAACAGAAGAAAUCGGAUUUAUGCUUAUAUAUAUUGAUACCUUUAGGUGUCUCUUUCAUUAUUCUAUGCAUUGGUUGUAUUAUUGGUAUAUGGUUAUAUAAAAAAUGUAAACGUCCUUUAUGA
This is a messenger RNA of Schistosoma rodhaini, 972 nucleotides long. The record is from the annotation of a GenBank genome assembly. Lineage: Eukaryota; Metazoa; Platyhelminthes; Trematoda; Strigeidida; Schistosomatidae.